CGAGAGAAAGAGAGAGAGCGAGAGAGAGAGAGAGAGACAUCGGGAGCAGAGCAUUAGUGUUGUUUCUGCUGUGGAUCAGAGGAGAGACAGGUUCCUCAUCACCGAACAACCAGCGGCUUGUUUUCAGGCCCAGCUGCAGCACCCCUCACCAUGACUAAAGAGGAGAACCUGGAGGUCCAGGAGAAGGAGAGGCACGACCGGGAGGAGCAGGAGGAGGGGAAGGUCCAGAAAGAGGAGGAGGAGGCACUGACUGAGGAGGAGGAGGAAGAAGAAGAGGAAUAUGAGCUAGAAGAGGAGAAGGAGGGGGAGGAGAGGGCAGAGGUGGAGGAUGAGGACGAGCAGGAGGAGGAGGAGCAGGAGGAGAGAGAGGAGCGGGAAGAAGAGGAGAAUCCACAGGCCGGUCAGGAGUGUGACGCCGAUCCAGAGCCCGAGCCGCUGUCAGUGUCCGAGUACCAGAGUCCGGUUCACGAGCCACGCCGCCGAGCCAUGGUGCACCCCUCCGCCCAGGCACCGCUCCCCAAAGACUACACCUUCACCUUCUUCGACCCCAAUGACCCGGCCUGUUUAGAGAUCCUCAUGGAUCCUCAGACCACCAUCCCGGAGCUGUUUGCCAUCGUGCGUCAGUGGGUUCCCCAGGUGCAGCACAAGAUCGACAUUAUCGGCAACGAGAUCCUGAAGCGCGGUUGCCAUGUGAACGACCGCGAUGGGUUGACCGACAUGACGCUGCUUCACUACAGCUGUAAGGCUGGAGCGCACGGAGUUGGUGACCCGGCGGCCGCGCUCCGUCUCAGCAGCCAGCUGAUCGCUCUGGGCGCCGACGUGAGUCUGAGGAGCCGCUGGACCAACAUGAACGCUCUGCACUAUGCCGCUUACUUCGACGUCCCAGAACUGAUCCGAGUCCUGCUCAAAGCCACUAAACCAAGAGUGUUGAACUCCACCUGCAGUGAUUUCCACUAUGGCACAGCCCUCCACAUCGCUGCCUCCAACCUCUGUCUGGGUGCAGUCAAAUGUCUCCUAGAGCACGGAGCCAACCCCAUUGUCCGGAACGAUAAGGGCCAGGUUCCAGGGGAGGUGGUUCCCGACCCGAUGGACAUGACUCUGGACAAGGCAGAGGCCGCAAUGGCGGCCAAGGAGCUGAUGCAGCUGCUGCUGGACGCCGUCCCUCUGAGCUGCAACCUUCCCAGAGCCACGCUGGCCAACUACGACAACAUCCCAGGAAACCUGAUGCUGACCUCGCUGGGGCUAAAGCUGGGGGAGCGCGUGAUGCUGGACGACAUGAAGCUCCAGAGAGACCAGAGCAAAGAUGAAAACCCGCCUGCAAACCUCAGACAGUCCGGCACUCUGAGGUUUUGUGGCACUACAGAGUUCGCCAGCGGUCAGUGGGUUGGCGUGGAGCUCGACGAGCCGGAGGGGAAGAACAAUGGCAGUGUGGGCGGCGUUCGCUACUUCGUCUGCCCUCCUAAACUAGGCAUUUUUGCCCCGGUGUCAAAGAUUUCCAAAGCCGUGGAUCAGGCACCUUCAUCAGUCACCUCCACCCCCAGAACCCCCCGUAUGGACCUGGCCUCUCGCCUCACCCGGAGGACCAAGAAGGAGAAAGAGAAGAAGGAGAAGCUUAGAGAGAAAGCCCAGAAGAAGAAGUCGUCAGUAACCAGUCUGGAUCCGGAAGGAAUGAACGUGGAAGUUGGAGACCAGGUUCUGGUGGCCGGACAGAAACACGGCAUCGUCCGCUUCUACGGCAAGACCGACUUCGCCCCAGGGUACUGGUUCGGCGUCGAGUUGGAUCAGGCCACAGGAAAACAUGACGGCUCAGUGUUUGGAGUCCGCUACUUCAGCUGCCUGCCCAAAUAUGGAGUGUUUGCUCCACCCUCCCGGGUCCAGAGAAUCGGAGGUCCUAAAGAAGGCUCCCAGAAUGACAACUCCAUGGUGAAGAAAGUCCACCAAGUCACCAUGUCACAGCCGAAGCGUAACUUCAACACGAUGCGUUCUCCUAAAGACCUGACGUCUGAGAACUCCAUAUCCAGGUUGCUGUUCUGCUGUUGGUUUCCGUGGAUGCUGCGUGCUGAGAUGCAGUCCUAACCAUGCCCUCCUUCUUCUGCUUCUCCACCUGACCCAUCUCUCCACUUUUCUCUAUCUUCAUCUUUUCCUUUUGGCUUUCCUCUCUCUCUCUCGGUCUCUUCAGACGUUCACUGUCAGUCAGACAUCUCGUAGUGACACCCUGUCCCUCUUCUCUCUUACCCUCAGCCCGAAUCCCUCUGAUUUAGCCGUUCUAUAGCAACAUCUAUAGUGCCUUGUAUCUGAUCAAAACGUCCCGCAUUCCUUUCAUGAAACUGAGCUAAAGCAAUCGCCCUCAAAUAUUCUCUUUACACAUCCCAUCAUUUAGCCGUUCUCAUCACAUUGUCCCAGCUUUGUCCAAGUUAUGUCUUUAUUUGAGCCAACAAAAACCACAUGGCAUCAGUGUGUGCCGCUGCAUGUUUUGCUUUUGCUACUGCUCGAUUUGGGUCUCAACCAAAAUUGGUGGUUGGCACCAGCUGUAGCUUCAAAUUAGGAAUAAUGCUAAUGUUUGACCCGUGGUUGUACAGUAACAACAAUGACGUUUGCCAAACGAAUCCCGUGAUUGCACAUUAUUCUGAGACUUGAGAACCACUUAGAGAGCCACUGGAAGCAUUCAUCUUCUUAAUACCUGUAACGCUUGGAACUGCAUCUCACACUUGUGUCACUUGAGAAUUUCAAGAAACAGUGUGUGAAAUUUGGUUCUGCAGAGCUCGAAGCGUACAAAAUGCUUCAGGUAUCAGGUUGUUGGUAUGUUGGAUCUAGAUCUGGCUGCUGUUUAACUCACCUGAGACAAAGAAAGUAACCCGAGAAACCUAGAAAGUCUAGACUGUGUGUGUUGUCACCUGCAUGCUUUAAUCUCAGAUGUCGAACUGAAAACAGGGUUAUUCAACUACUUACUUUUUUUGUAUUUUAUCAUAGUGUUACAGUCAUAUUUUCUUAUCUUUCUAAUGUAUGCGACAGGCAUAGUAUAUUCGUGGUUCUUGGUCUCUAUGAAAUAUUUCCUGCUCUGUAGUUGAUGCCAACAUUUCAUCACAGCAAAUUAGAGUCGAUGUGUUCUUCACAACAAAUCUGAACAAAUAGCUGGAUUUGACUUUUUGCUUCAUCACCUAGAAAAAGAAAAAAGAUUCCGUUAAUGUAGUCGUUAAUAGAUGAAGUACCGUAGUCAGACAUUAUAGUGACUCAACGCCGUGAACAGCUGUCAUUAUGAAUCAGUGUAUUGCCAUCUCGUUGGAGUUAAAAUACAGUUUAUUAUGGAAUUACUGUCAAGAGCCGCAAUCAUUCUCUGUCGUUAACCAAAAGUGCUAACAGACCCAAAACCAUUACUUUCUUUGAUGCAACUUCAAAAUCAAAAAACAGUUUUCUGCCCUGCUACAUGUGAUAUUGAUGUUUUUUUGUGUUGUUGCCGUCAUGGCUGCGUCUGAAAAUAAGCUUAAUUUGAAUGUCAGCUUGAAAACAACAUGUAAUCAGUUUGGUCAGCUGUACAGCUGUGUGUCCCCUCGUCCAACGUGUAUCUCCUCCAUCUUAUUUAGACCCUGGAUAAGGUGUCCAGAGAGGCCAUGAUAUUUGUAGAAGUUCUCGUCUAUGCUUUUCUCCCCAACCUCUCUCAUCCCUCUUUCUCCAUUCAAAUAAGACUUUGCUUCUUCUUGUGAAUGUGGGCAUCUGCGAAAAGACAAAACACGCUUAAUGUUAAAAUCUCUCUUGAAGUGUGGAUUACUGAAAACAGCAAUAUGUAAACAGUGUAUAUCUCUGUGUGGAAAUGUGUCUUGUGUUGAUGUCUCCUUACACUCUGUCAACACCCUCACAGAGCGCUGAGCAUGCUCACGAGACACUUCUUUUUCAGAAUUUGGGGUUUUAUGAUUUAUUGAUUUCAACCGAAACAUUUGCUUUCCUGUAAAGAUGUUUUCUAAUCAAUCCCAAAGGGGUUUACCGGUUGUUAAUUGUCGUCCUGAUCGGUGAACAGAGCACUGAUCAGCUGAGCAUUUUGAACACAGACUCCUGCCCUGUCAGCGCUUAUGUCAGGGUGUUAGUUGGCCCGACAGUCUGCAGUUCAGCUGCUUUUAUCAACUUGGUAAGGUGCAGAGCACUAAAGGCAAAGAAAGGAAAUGGAAAGGGCAUAGUCAGCACAUUCAGGGUUCCCACAUUUCUUUGAAAAAAAUGGAGUUGUGAAACUACAAUGUGUCCUGAAACACCGAUUUUGCUUUCAGUUAGCUUGGACUUUUUUAGAAAUGUUUUAUAGUUUUAUUGGAAUCAUUAAAUUAACUUAAUGUCAACUGAUAUCAAACCAAAAGAUGUUUCACAUCUAUCUCACUGAAGUCAGAUAUAAACUCUGCUUUAGGACACUUAAAAAAAAAUGCUCCAGCAUCAAUUGGUUAUUGGAACCGUCCUUAAUGUUCCACAAGACAAUUUCUUGAAAACAUGAUAAUCUUGAUAUCACAUACACAUGAUAUGCCAAUGACUCACAGCUUUACCUCCUACAUGUCUGCUGUUGGCUGCUUUCCCCUGCCAUGCCACUCAAUCCUGAACAAAAGAGCCGGAUGAACUAAAGUAAAUCCCCAUGUUGUAGUUUAUAUCUCUUUUCCACACAAAAAGUGUUUGGCUACAAAUGCGCUGCUGCAGCACGCGGUUCGACGCUAAAGCUCCACAAAGUCGCAAUGUGCUGACUCUCUCCUCCCAGGUGAGCAUAGACGUCAGUGGAGCUCGGUGAUGGAGAGGUUUGUCUUUGUACAGUAACCGUACAGUGCAGUCAAUAUGUCCCAGUGAAGACUGUGUAAUUGUGGAGCUUUCUCUGGUUUGGCCACUAAGUGUCACUAGUGAGUCUCUGGAUAAUCAUUUCAAGACCGACACAAUGUUACUCAAGCUUUCCUCAUUACCUAUUAUUUAUUUGAUUUCUUCGACCGUGUAUCCGGGCCAUUGUAAGUAAAACGAUAAUCAUUUCGGAGGGGGGGGGUGAAUUUACUAAAUUCUUUGAAAUUCAAGUUACAAUUUUACGAAAAAUAUACUCGGAAAUAUUGUGGGGUUUUUGUUGUCAAGGUUGCAAGGUUGAAUAACCUUAUCACAACCUUGCAUCGCAUCAGCUGACUCUAAAAUUGUAGUGCACCCACAUGGUGAAUGUACUCAAACUACGUCCGUUUUUCAAAAUAAGGUGUUAAUGGGUACAAAGUACACAUAUGUAAAUAAUAUUAAUUUGAUAAGAUUCACCAGAAGUAUAAAACAUGUUACCAGUGACCCUUAUCAAAGAAAAUACAAUUCAAUUGUGAGGAAAUGUCUUUAUUCUUUGAUUUCUGGGUUGCUGGAAAAAAUCCUGACAAUGAUACAUUUCAGUUGAGGACAUUUGUGACAAAGUCAAACAGUUUUACUGUUCCAGCUUAAAGAUGAUUACAAAUAAAGUAUUUACAGUGUUGACCUUAAAAGUACCCCGCUCUGUAACUAUUCAUGUUGCACUGACGCUGGCCCUAAUAUGCUGUCCUAUAGAUUUGCUCCAUUUAAAGGACUCUGCUUUUUAUUAUUGCACCGGUUGUUUUAACUUCUUAAGAAUAUACAGUAUAUAGCCUAUAUUUUGAUAACUUCACUAAGUGUACUUUCUGUUCUUGUUUUUUAGUGUGUAUGUGUUACGUUGUGCUCGGUUACAGUCCGUAUGUUAGUAACUCCUGUUUUAAAAGUGAGUGAGGCUAACUGACAUUAAACGGGAAACAGAA
Messenger RNA from Anarrhichthys ocellatus (wolf-eel), 5747 nucleotides. It is a transcript of the gene clip3, whose product is annotated as CAP-GLY domain containing linker protein 3. Gene Ontology annotation, molecular function: microtubule plus-end binding. Bases 151 to 2076 code for a protein of 641 amino acids. Lineage: Eukaryota; Metazoa; Chordata; Actinopteri; Perciformes; Anarhichadidae. The transcript is spliced from 15 exons. Gene Ontology annotation, cellular component: cell cortex; nucleus; microtubule plus-end. Gene Ontology annotation, biological process: cytoplasmic microtubule organization. The record is from RefSeq and is a predicted model, not a curated record.